UAGUAGCAUUAUAUGCAAUUCAAAUUUUGAAUUCAAAUUUUAAAAUUUUCAUAUUUUAAUAACUGACACGUAGUAUAAAAUUAGAAGUAUAGACACUUUCCUUUUUCAAUAUCUAUCUCCAUUUAAAAUGUAAUGUAGUUCUAAAAUAAGUUCUGAAAAAAUUGGAGGAAGAAAGAUGCAGCAUACUCUCUAGUGACUAGUCUCCCAAUUCUCGUCUUCUUGUCCCCAACAGUUUCCAGGCAGCAGGUCCAUAUAAUUUCUGGGUUUUCCUAAAUCAGAAAUGCUUCCUCUUUCCUUACUUCAGAGCGCGCAAGGGCAUCCUAUGUAGCUCAUGGGGCUGGAAAAUGGGGAGACUUGCAAUGGCCAUUUGAUGAAAUGUGACACAUAGAUGAAUAUCCAUCUUGGAAAAGUCAUAUAUACAUCAAAGGAUUCUUCAUUGCACUUAAGGAUGGUUAACAUGAUGUAUGAUGGAGAUAGGUUUUGGAGCACGCCAGAGUGUCUCAUACAUGGGAAUACAAUUAAGUGUCGAAUCCAGAAACGACUCCAGAGACGAGCUCGUGCAGCUGAACAAUGGGGAGACUUAGAAUGGGGGCAUUUGGUGGAUUGCAAUUCAAGGACGAAUAUCCAUCGUGUAAAAGUCAUAUGUACUCAAAGGAAGGUUAAGAUGAUGUUCGAUGGAGAUAGGUUUUGGAGAUGCCAGAAUGUCGUUCGUGGGAAUACAAUUGUCCAAGAGUCCAGAUAUGAGAAUUGCUUACUAUACAAGGUUUGUUGCAUCUUGGAGGCACCCACUAUCAUCACACGAUUUUACCUGCACUGAAGACUGAUACUAGCAGCAGUAGCAAUUCCAACAACACGACUAUGCAUGCAUGCAUGCGUUACCAGUUGCCCCUUACCUUCGGCUAGAAAGCUUGGAAAAAUGAGCAUGGUGAUUUUUAAAAAUGCUAAUAUUACUGUUAUAUGUUUAUAGUAUCAAUGACCCUUCAAUUAUCAACUUGUUCAAACUUCAGAUACCCAAGACCAUAGUCAUAUUGUCCCCACCUCCUGCUGUAGGCUUUUGAAGCAAUACAACAUUUUUGUAAGAGCA
Molecule: messenger RNA, 1084 nt
Organism: Juglans regia (Persian walnut)
Lineage: Eukaryota; Viridiplantae; Streptophyta; Magnoliopsida; Fagales; Juglandaceae
Exons: 8
Coding region: 389-817 (142 amino acids)
Biological process (GO): RNA processing; P-body assembly; spliceosomal snRNP assembly
Cellular component (GO): P-body; U6 snRNP; spliceosomal tri-snRNP complex
Molecular function (GO): U6 snRNA binding
Source: RefSeq, a predicted model, not a curated record